GCUGCCGUGGUAUUGCACAGCAUUUAAUUGAACCUCGGACAGUGAUUGUCUGCUAGUUGGUCGCUGGGCUUGGUACGUGCUGGCAGCUGAAGCUCGACUGUCCUCUUGAAUUAAGACGACUUAACUUCGGAUCUCCCGGAACUUUGAGAGAAACCAAAUUCCAAGGCGUCGUGUGAACUUCCAAGAUGUCAGACUUCAGAAGGAAGAAGCUGCUUCAUGUAUUCAACGUUUUCUUCGAUGUAAACCACAGCGGAACUAUUGAGAAGAAAGACUUUGAACUGGCUAUUGAGAGGAUCCGUAAAACACGGGGGUGGAAGGAGUCUGACCCCAAGUACUCGGAGACCAAGGACAUCCUGUUGAAAGUGUGGGACGGGCUCCAGCAGAAGGCCGAUGCCAACAAGGACGGUCAGGUCAGCCACGAAGAGUGGGUGUCCAUGUGGAAUGAUUACGCUAAGAACCCAGAAAAGGCACUGGAGUGGCAGAACCGUUACAUGAAUUUCAUGUUUGACCUUGAGGAUUCUUCAGGCGAUGGAUCCAUCGAUGAGGAAGAGUUCAAGUCUCUCUGCGUUAGUUAUGGUCUGAAUCCUCAAGACAGUGCUGAAGCAUAUAAUAAAUUCACUUCUAACAAGACUGUUGAUAUCACACGCGAAGUGUUUGCCGGUCUAUGGAAACAGUUCUUUGCUUCAGAAGAUCCCAAUGCACCUGGAAAUUACAUCUUUGGCAAAGUUCCCCUUUAAUAACCUCUCGUUGUCUCUCUUCAUUCCACACAACAUUUCAUGAUGUAACGUCUUGGCUUGACCAAGUCGCAGAAGGAUGGCUCAACCUAAACUAAUUUUGAAAGUUAUCCAGUGCGUGCAAAGAGAAAUUUAAAUUGUUGAUCAAAUUAAUGAUUUAGGCCUUCAGAAACCACCACAAAAUAUUAAUACUGUUAUUAUAGACAUACUUUGUGGAAAGAAAGAGAAGCCAUGCUUAUUGCAUCUUAAGGGGAAGCACACAUCUCUAUGGAGCUGGAAUCCAUGAAAUCACAGAGGCAUAGCAAAUAUAUUUGCCCCACAUCAUAAAAAGUAUUGAUAAUAAUAGUAAUAAUAAUACACAGAUUUAUCAACUAUUUCUUCAUGGUUUAUUACUGGUGCACCCUGACUUUCACGAAACUAACGAAAUAAGAAAUUGUUCUGUAGUUUUCUGGGGUGAAUGUUGUAAGUGUCAGAAAAUGUUUGUUUAUAACUAUCUUUGUAACAUCAUCGGCGUUAAUUAUAAGUACAAUGUAAAUGCUGGUACGCAAUGUCAAUAAGAAGUAGGAGACUCUUUAGAAGUGGGUUGUGCCUCUUUGUCGUGGUCCCAACCAAUCUUAAUAUGCACUUGCACAAUCAUUUGAUCAAAAGAAAUGUUUAUUAAUAUUUUCUGAAUGUUACAAUUAAUGUAAUGUGUUCCUAUGGAAUGCCUGGUACUGAUGUGGCAACUGUCAGCUUCUGAACUAUCGCCUGUACCCUGUUAUCAUGUUCAAACAUUAUUGAGAGAAAUUAUAAGCAUUAUGUGAAAUCGGAGGUUUUCGUGGUGGGGACGAAGAAGCAAUGUUCUUCUGGAACUGAAUGUUGGAUGCCAAUGGCAAAAACCCAGAGGAAUAUCAUCGUAAUUACAAGUAUUAAUUCACAAAUUUACUAUGCAUAUUUGCAGUUUAGGAAUAAUAUAAAUAAAAGUGGUGUUGGGAAUUGGGCUUGUAAAAUCACGAAGGUGCGACAGGGACUGGCUGACGAAUAUGAACCUGUGGUAAAAAUCCUCUGUACCAUGGCAUACAGGAAAUAAUUUCUGUACAUUAUAUACAUAAAAUCUGAAACAAAUGUGGGAAAUUAAUAAAAUGGCAUAAUGUUUCUGUUUUAA
Molecule: messenger RNA, 1878 nt
Organism: Zootermopsis nevadensis
Lineage: Eukaryota; Metazoa; Arthropoda; Insecta; Blattodea; Termopsidae
Gene: Scp2
Product: Sarcoplasmic calcium-binding protein 2
Molecular function (GO): calcium ion binding
Source: RefSeq, a predicted model, not a curated record